Carassius gibelio (silver crucian carp) is the source of this 2554-nucleotide messenger RNA. RefSeq names its product gasdermin-E-like. The transcript has 10 exons. The record is from RefSeq and is a predicted model, not a curated record. Gene Ontology annotation, biological process: programmed cell death. Bases 790 to 2247 code for a protein of 485 amino acids. Gene Ontology annotation, cellular component: cytoplasm. NCBI's taxonomy places the organism in Eukaryota, Metazoa, Chordata, Actinopteri, Cypriniformes, Cyprinidae.
GGUCUCGUUUGUUUUCUGACAAUCUACUGAACCUACUGGUAACUUGUUUGCCACGUAGCAAUAAAAAAUAUACUAAAAACCUUGAUUAUUCUGGUUAGUCACAUUGUACUGCUAUUAUUUUGAACAAGACUGUAUAUUUUAAAAAGUGCUGAUCUUGUUGCUAAAUAAAUUAAAUUCAAAUAUGUUACGUUUGUGUAUUUUUCAGCUGCAUUCUCUUUGUGGAGAAGAAGAUAUGAUCCCACUGCACAGUAGAUAUUUUCCUCCCACCAGAAAGAGUUAUUUAUUUGUUUGUUUGUGACAGACAUUCAUCGACUUUAAUUCAGAUUCUUGUGUCGUUCUUCAACCAUGACUUUUACAUAACCGGUUAUUGACAUUAUCUCUUCUCUCCAGACUGCACCUCCCUGCCGUGAGCCACACCAGAUACUCUGAGACCCUCUUUUACUUAGAAAUAGAUAAAUAAAUAUGAAAUAUGGUACAGUAAUAUGUAGUUAAUGGAAGAAAGUUUGGAUUUGCCUCCUUACAAGGUUGUUUUAACAGCCCGAUACAAUGUAUUUUAGAUUAAACGAUAUGAAAUUCAAAUUCAAUUAUUUUCUUAUGAUACAACUUAAGUAUAAAAUUGAACUCUCUCAGUGACUUUGUAAACAACUUGCACAUGCUCUCUCAAGAGAUAAACCUUUGACUGACAACACGUGCAGCGAAUGAAAAAUUCGUCGUCUGGAAGCGAGCCAAUGAACUGUGAGGGGGCGGGGCUAAGCAGAAACGUCGGCGUACUCUACGCUCUGCAGUAGAAUGUCUUCAGUCACAAGCGACGAAGGAGACGGAGCAUUAAAGAUGUUUGCGAAAGCCACUAAGAACCUGGUCUCUGAGAUCGACACUGAAGGUUCCCUGAUUCCAGUGUCCCGUCUGAAUGACUCCGACGGUCUGGCUCCUCUGGCCCUGGUCAUCAAACGCAACGGCUACUGGUUUUGGCAAGGGUCCAAGUACCAUCCAUCAGACUUCGAACUAAACGAUGUUCUUGUUGGAGAUCCCAUAGAUCCAGUUGUGGUUGAAACAGACUUUUUGAACUAUGAUAGCGAAGUUGUGGAUAACAAAAGUGGAAGUGCUUCUGCAGUACUUGGGGCGGGGACCGUUAAUGUAGGAGGGAGCGGCUCCAGCACACUUAAGUCACCGUUUGGAUACCUAAAGAAAGAGGAGGUGGAUAUCCAGAAGCUCUUACAGGAUUCUAAAUCUAGAGUUCUGGACCUGAAGCACUCUCUGAUCCAGCAGACAUGGGAGAAACAGGGCAAGGUGCUGACGCUAGUGAAGGAGCGAAUCAUCACCACUCAGCCCUGCACCAUCUCUGAGGAUCUCAAGAAAGAUGGAACCUUCGCUGGGGUGUUUGGGUCCGAUAAAACACUAAAGGUGUCAGUCAAUGAUAAAGCAAAGCCUUUUGCACAUAUUGACACUAAUGUGUCGAUCAUCAUCCCCCCCAAAACCACCAUUGCUUACAGCGUGAUUGAACUAGAGGUUGCUCACACUGGACACUACGAACUUUGCCUGCUGCCAAAUGUCAAGGGCGGUUUUCCAGUUGAAGGGCCAGUGAAGGUGAAGCAAGCAAGCACAGUUAGUGCAGCACCAGGGAAAACAACCAACAAACUACAGAAAGAUCUGGAAGGCCUCCAGGGACAGUUUGCAGUUCUCUCUAAACUCCCACCCAGCACUCGCUCCUCAUUAUUCCAGCAGAUCUCUCUGCUCCUGCAGGACAGCGCAGCCAUCAGCGUGCUGAAGGACGCCCUAGAGGACCUGCGUGAUGGGAAGCCGCCUGAUCCCAGUGCAUUGGAGAAGGUUCCUGCUCUGAAGGCCACGCUGGAGCUUGUACAUAAGACUGAUACAAAGCCCUCUGGAAAGAAGCUGGAACCCAGCGCUUUAACUGCCAUCCAUCUGCUCAUCAGCUCAUUAGAUGAGAUGAAGGUCUCUGCCCUGUUUGAGCUCAAAUCCUGCUUCAGUUACACAACCCAGCAAGCUCUGCUUCAUCUUGUGCAAAAUAUGACUUUAAAUAAGAAGUCCUAUCUGAAAGAUCCUGCUCUGGCUGCAUUAACCGAUGAGAAAGUUUUCAAGAAGAUAACAUCCCUGUUUGCUUCCUGUAACGUGACACUGCUUAAGGAGAAGGAUUCCCUUGUUACAAAAAUCAGCAAACCGGAGGAUCGCAGUCCCCUCAUGCUGUGCAUUGCAGUUCGAGGCUUGGCAUCUCUAGCGCCCCCUGCCUGAGUGGAGUACAACAGCAAAGCCAAAAUACCUGCUGUUAGUGGAGGACUAAAGCCUGUGGGUGGACAAUCUACAAACAAAAAACUGGGACAAAAUUUUUUAUAAAACUAGAUCCUUAAGUGGCCUUAUUUUACGCAUAUUGUUAAUUACGUAUUUUACAUAAUAGUGAAAACAGUAAUAAUUUAGAAAAUGUCUAAAUAAUUGUAAUUAAAAAAAAAUAUAUAGAUAUAUAUAUAAGUACUUCUGUACUAUCAAACCUAAAGUGGAAUUAUACUCUUGUGAAAAUGCAAAAUAAAUUGUUUACAUAAUA